AUUCACAUGCGGUUUUAUUCAAUUAAAUCUGAAAUAAAGUUUCAUCUUUCAUUUCAUACAAAAGUUUGCUAGUAAUAUGACACUGAAGUAGCAUGAGUAAAAGUUGUUGUCUUUCUCUGUAACAUAAUAUAUCAUCCUACAAAAUUCUAAAGUUGAAGCGUCACUCAAACCUAAAUUACAAAAAUAAUCAUGUCAAUUAAACUCAGUAGUGUCCUUAUCAGCGAUCCUGUCGAUUCUAAGUGUGCUGACUUAUUGACGAGCUAUGGAGUUCCAGUGACAACCAAGUACAAGCUAUCGAAAGAUCAAUUAAUACAGGAAAUUCAGAAACACGACGGUUUAAUUGUACGCUCAGAGACCAAAGUUACGAAGGAAAUACUUGCGUCGGCUCCUAAUCUUCGAAUUGUUGGUCGAGCAGGUACUGGUGUAGAUAAUAUUGACCUUCAAGCUGCUACGAGAAAUGGAGUUGUUGUUCUUAAUACCCCCGGUGGUAACAGUAUAAGUGCAUGUGAAUUGACAUGUGCACUGAUCUCAGCCCUCGCAAGACAUGUACCUCAAGCAACUCAAUCAAUGAAAGAAGGACGCUGGGAUCGUAAAUUGUAUUCUGGUUUCGAGCUUCAUGGUAAAACCUUAGCUGUUCUUGGCUUUGGACGUAUUGGACGUGAAGUAGCCACCCGAAUGCAGUCAUUCGGAAUGAAGAUUGUCUGUUUCGAUCCAAUUAUUACUGCUGAAGCAGCUGCUAGUAUUGGUGCUACUAAACUGGAACUAGAUGAAAUUUGGCCUAUUGCUGAUUACAUUACAGUACAUACUCCACUUAUUCCACAAACAAGAAACCUCGUAAAUACUGCUACAUUAGCAAAAUGCAAGAAAGGUGUGAGGAUAGUUAAUGUAGCUCGUGGUGGAAUUAUUGAUGAAGAAGCACUCCUUCAAUCUCUCAAGUCAGGUCACUGUGCAGGUGCAGCUUUGGAUGUAUUUAUAGAAGAGCCACCUAAACAUCCUGUUACCGUCGAACUCAUUCAACACCCUAAAGUUAUUGCUACUCCUCAUUUAGGGGCUAGUACGGCAGAAGCGCAAGAACGAGUAGCAGUUGAAAUAGCCGAGCAAUUUCUUGCUAUCUCAGGAAUUACGGAUAAAUUCACUGUAACAGGCAUCGUGAAUGCACCCAUACUAGCAGCAACUAUGUCGGGCGACAACGGAAUAUGGAUAGAACUGGCGAAAAAAUUAGGUCAAAUAGGUGCCAGAUUUUUCAAGAAAAACAUGACUGCUUCCAUGGAAAGUCAAACUAUCGGAACUGGAAUGUUAAAUAAGAAGUUUUUACAUACCGCAGUACUUCUAGGAGUACUUGCAGGACAAACUAAAAAUGGAUUGAACUUAGUUAAUGCCCCUACACUAGCCAAAGACGCUGGUAUUCAAAUAACAGAAAGUCAUAGAGAUGGAGAAUAUGAUGCAGUUGUUGUUAGAGUUGGUACACACCAAAUUAAAGGGACAGUUCGAAACGAUGAACAUCUAUUGUUAUCCAUUGAUGAUGCUGUAUUCAACAAUGGUAUUGUUUUGAGAAACUACAUUUCACUUUACCAUACAAAUGGACCUCAGGACCUUGCCACAAUAGUCAGUGCAUUUUCCACUAAAGGAAUCCAUAUAAAUAGUUUAAAUGUGAGCAAUAAUUGGCUAGUAAUUGAAACAAAUGAAGAGAUAGAAAUUUUAAUUGAAAAUAUUCAGGGUUAUUAAGAUUUAUAAAUUAAAGAUAAUUUUUAUACAUGAAAAGUUAAAUAUUAUAAUUGUUGUCAACUUAAAAGUUAAAAAAGUAAAAUCUUAUGAAUUUAUAAUUAGAAUCAAUAAGUGCAAAAAAUGAUACUUUUGUUGCUCAGUAUUUCAGAAUUUAAUAAACACAAAUAUAUGUUGUUUUGUAAGUUUUUAGAAUAAUCUAUUAAUUGUACUUCA
This is a messenger RNA of Chelonus insularis, 1938 nucleotides long. Its product is annotated as hydroxypyruvate reductase. Gene Ontology annotation, biological process: L-serine biosynthetic process. Bases 190 to 1725 code for a protein of 511 amino acids. The transcript is spliced from 7 exons. Gene Ontology annotation, molecular function: phosphoglycerate dehydrogenase activity; NAD binding. The record is from RefSeq and is a predicted model, not a curated record. Lineage: Eukaryota; Metazoa; Arthropoda; Insecta; Hymenoptera; Braconidae.